AUGGCCUCACCAAAAACUCGCGCUGCUUCUUCCUCUUCUUCUGUUCCUCCUGCCUUCAUUAUUGGCAUAUGCGUUGAUAAGCAUGCGAUUGAAGUUCGAAGCAAUCUUCAUCCUUUUGCCCAAAACGUUAUGGAUGAGAACAUGUUACAUUUGUUCGAGAACACUCUUGUUCUGGGGCCUUAUUGGUUCGGUUCUGUCUCGGCUAAAAAGGCAGAAUUGAUUAAAGAAGAUGUUGAAGCUCCUCUAUGCUUUUAG
This is a messenger RNA of Prunus armeniaca (apricot), 255 nucleotides long. NCBI's taxonomy places the organism in Eukaryota, Viridiplantae, Streptophyta, Magnoliopsida, Rosales, Rosaceae. The record is from the annotation of a GenBank genome assembly.